GUCGGAGUCGUGGGAUAAUGCGUUCGAUACUGUUUCUCCACUCUUUUCUUAGGGGCCACCACUACAACACGAAGUCUGGCACAACUUACUACGCUAGAAGUAAGUAGACAGCAAAAAACACCACAAGCUGCAAGAUGGGUAAAAAAUCGAAGAAGGCAAAGGAGAAGGUAGAGGAGGCUGCCAAGUACGACCACCCAGUAAUAACGCCAUCAAGAAUAGAUAUGGAAGCGUCAGGUUUGACAUCGACAAAGUUGAAAUGAUUUGUCAUGCAUAAAAUGCCAGGGAUGAAGUGCCUGUCUUGCCGGAAUGGCAAGUGAGGCCGAUUGUGAGCCUGUGUAGGGCUUGAACUAGAGCUGCUAAAGUAGCAUGACAAAAGCAGUCUUCUGUGCCCAAACAGCAUGACAAAUUGGAUUCCGGUGCUCGGAAAAUUUGUCAUGCGCCGCUUGAUAACUGGGCCUCCUACUAACUGGUAUCGGUUUUAUGCAUGACAAACUAUUUCAACAGUCUGCCGAUCUCAAUCCUGACACACCCAUAAUAGACAACCGGGAAGUCCAAGCAACGAUAAAACUCGUAUUUGUUGUUGUGUUUGAUCCACCUCUCAUGCGUACUAAUUUGUUUCUCCUCUAUGCAGAGCAAACUCGUAGUUGUCAUGCUAUCCCUGAAUUGAUUUGGGAAAUAACCCCGAUCUGCUUCUGCCUCUUCUUGACGAUCAUAUCACGGUGGAAAAACACAUCCUAUCAGGCCGCCCCAGUUUGCACGCUGCUGGAGUUUACAAUAAAGGUGAAGCCAACAACGAAAAUAAGUUACAUCGAGGACUUAAUUAUCCACAGACACGGUGGGUCAAUCGACAAGCUGUCGAUUUGUGUGAAUCGAUUUCAUCCAGAAGGUAGUACAGUGGUAUAUGUUGUGCCUCGGUCCCUCCCUUGUUGCUUUUUAUGCAUGAAAACCAUUUUGCAAUGGUAUUGGUAAAAAUGGUUCUUGUGAUGCAAAAUCCCCAACAUGACACAAAAACCAGAAAUCGUCUCGGCAGACGCAAGUCUCGAGGAAUGCGGCGUAACGGGGGGUGAGUGCAUAUGAAUUGCAAAACUGUCGUACUCGUACUCGUAUAAAUGCAUAAGCAUAUACAAGUUUCCUCAGCAUGAGAAAUUAAAUUUGUAUUGCGGAUUUACCUUAGGAAAAUAAAGAUUUGGGAUGCAUAAUUGCGAUUGCUACGAGUACGAUACUUUUGCACAGGAUAGUGCAUCAUCUACUACGAUUUUGUACCGGUUUCGGGAGCGCUGCUGAGAUAAGGGUGGUUGUCGUGAAAAGACGUCUCGAAAACAAAAACAAUCAGACACUAGAUUAGCUAGCAGUUACUAUACGUGAUCAUGUGAUCAAACUCAAACAACUCGAAGAUAUAUUCAAAGUCAAACUCAAAGUCCCAGAAUAUUACAUAAAAAGUCACACUGUAUUCCUUCCCACUCAUCGUGCUCUGCAAGAACUCCGCAGCUCGUGCUUGUUUUUGAAUACGCUUGUUACUACGCAGAAAGCACCACUUUUUGCAAAAAUCGAUCGAACACCCUUGUACCUGAACUUGAAAAAGAAAUACGACCGAGGCGGAUGUAAGAGUAGUCCCUAUGUUGCUAUCCUGGAGCCGCGGACUUUUGUUAGGGGUACUGGCGCAUAAGUCAGCUCGUUGAAGUUGCAGCUCGCAAUUAUCGUGCGUGCUUUUCUCGGGAUCGACGUACAACAAUCGCCCUGGAAAAAGACGUAAAGGAAGAGCAGAAGAUGAGUGAGAGCAAGACCGCUGCUUGAAUUAUGAUUCAUCGCGCUCGCAAGUGUUGUAUCGUAUUGACUGAUAGAGGUACUC
This is a messenger RNA of Amoebophrya sp. A120, 1849 nucleotides long. Lineage: Eukaryota; Dinophyceae; Syndiniales; Amoebophryaceae. The record is from the annotation of a GenBank genome assembly.